Molecule: messenger RNA, 7205 nt
Organism: Galleria mellonella (greater wax moth)
Lineage: Eukaryota; Metazoa; Arthropoda; Insecta; Lepidoptera; Pyralidae
Gene: GlyT
Product: sodium- and chloride-dependent glycine transporter 1-like
Exons: 2
Coding region: 132-2936 (934 amino acids)
Biological process (GO): sodium ion transmembrane transport
Cellular component (GO): membrane
Source: RefSeq, a predicted model, not a curated record
CGACGCCGGGUGCUUGCACGACUGCCAUCCGCGGAGAGUCGGAGCUGUCGCCGCCGGUUUUGCUGCUACAUGGCCGGCCUGUGUUACGUGAGCGCGGGGCAUGACCCCCGCACACGCACCCGCUCGUUGCUAUGCGUAAGACGUCACAAGAUGGCGGGGACUCAACAUCUAUUACAAGUGGGAUAGAAAACGAGGCUAAAAAGCCCAUAGUAGGCAUAAUGAAGACGAAGAGAAAUUCAAUAAAGAGAAAAGUGCAAAACUUUAGUCAUGAAUCAGAUGACGCUAUCAUUGAACCAUUAUUACAAAAAGAUAAGGAUAAAACAGAGAUUCCAAACCAAAGUGCCAAAUAUCUUCUGUCAAAAACAAAGACUGACUCUAUGGGUGAAAAAGAAAAUGAUAAAGAAAAACUUUUGUCUGAUAACAAGCAUGAAAAACCUUCUUUAUCUACUGCUCCUAGCACAGUAGAAGGUAAAUCUUUAAUUAAUGUCACAAAUGAAAAUCAUGUAGAGAAAUCUUUUUCUAUCUCACCGUCUACCAUCUAUAAUCAUAUGAAUACUAAUAUUUUUGGUAGUUCUGAUGGAACAAAGAAUAUUGUCUCACCUAAAACUCAAAUUCUUGUUGAAAUUGAUGCAACCAAACAAACAGGUUAUAGUCCAAGUCCUUUAAUUUUUACAACAGCUAAAAUUCAUGCUGAUGGUAAAGCGAAACAUAUGGAACCGGUACAGGUAACGCCAGUACCAAUUCUCUCAACGAUUGAAGGUAGUGUUGUUAAAGCUGCGAGUAUAAGUAAUAAUGAAAAUAAAAUUUUACCUGUAUCCGCUGGUAAAAUGAAUAGUUGUUUAAAUCCAGUUUUUAUACCUUGUACAAAUGAUUCAGAAGUUGCUACUGAACAAAAAUCUACCACAAGCGAUGUUGUUCACAACAAUUCAACAUGUUCAGAACUAUCAAAUAAAUCAUUUAAUGAAAAGUCAGAUGCAAAUAAAGUUACCCAAAAUAUAUCUAUUACAUGUGAUUUUACCAAAUCUACAAAAACAGAUCCUACUACUGUGCCAAUUAAAACAGUAAAAUGUGAUAGUGUUACAUCUAUUCAACAAAUUUCUCCAAAUAUUUCAAAAUUAAGUGAAAAUAAAAACAGCACAUGCAGUUCCACUAUAAAAGAUAUUUCUGUAAAUGUACAAAGUACGAUAGACGUAAAUAAAAACAUUGAUUAUGCUAAUAUUUCUGAUAAAAAAGUUCUUCCUGACUUAUGUAAUUUAAAACAAUUGCAACGUCAAAAUAAUGGUGCAAUAGAAAAGCCUCAUAAAUCACCAUCGGAUUUAAUUGUUAGUAAAUCUUCAAAUGAUACAAUAAUAGGCAUAUCUAAAUAUAAUAAUACGUUAAGUAGCACUCCAAAUGUAAAAGAUGAAGUGAGUUCUUUGCCCGCAACAAAAUCGCUAUCUAGUUCAGUUACAUCAGUAAAAAAAUCAAAUAUAACAUCAACAAUUACACCAACCACGACAACGAUAGUACAAACAACGCCAUUUAAAGGAAUAAUUGUUACGUCUACUGAUAAAACAAUAACAAUAUGUCCAUCUACAAUUUCAACGGUAACAGUACCGUCAGAUGCAAAAUUUGACACACCAUUGAUUUCGACUACUUCUAAAUCUAUCAUGUUAGAUGAAAUUACUUCACAAGUUCAACCUGUGGCACUAACAACCUCAACAACAGUACUGACAUCAGAUUUAUCGAUUGACAACAUAUCUGGGGUCCCUUUGAAGACUACUGUAUCGAAUCAAUCACCAAUAUCUAAAACAACAACAGCGAUAUCAUCUAUGGUUACGUCAUCAGCAAUGUCAUUACCACAUGAUAAUACAGUUUCAAUAACUACGGAAGACAAAGUUUUAUUUCAUAAAGCUGAUGUAACAACAAUAUCAUCUAUGGUUAAACCUCACUCAUCAAUAAUUACAUCAACUUCUAAGCCUGUAUUGACAUUGGAAUCGUCGACGAAAAAGCCAAGGACAGAAAUGGUAGCAUCUACAGGUAAAUCAUUGAUAAUGCUAUCAGAAAAUAAGGAUAUAACGACAACAACAUCAGCAGUGAAACCUCCAACAACGACAUCAUCAGGACACAAAUCUCAGACAACAAUAAACUCAACUACUAAGAUGACAUCAGCACAUUCACCAGUUAAUACGACAAAGUCAACAGUAUUUAAUCCUACAACAUGCGUAUCAUCAACAUAUAAAUCUACAAUAUCAGAUUCAUCUAAUAUUAAACCUACAGUAACAACAUCAAUUAUUAGUCAACCUAAUCAGAAGAUAGUUUCUUCAAUAGGAGAUAAACCUUCAACAUUAAAAACUGUACCCCAUCAAACUGCAGUUUCAACAGUAGGAGGCAAAUCUUCAACAGCUAAACCUACGAUUACUAAUGUUUCAUCUAUAAAAGUAACUACUGCUGCUAUUAAAACUACGGCGCCAGUAGCGAUGACUUCUUCUGUUUCAAUUGUAUCAAAAACAGAGGCAAAAAUUGCGACAUCCCCAAGUUCAGUGUCUACCGUAUCAACAAAAUUGGAUAAAUCGAGUACAAAUCCCACAAUUGGACCUGGUAUACGUUCUGAAAAAGUUCAAACAACGCCCAUGAUAUCCAGUGUGCCAACUUCUUCAAAAAAUCUAAAUAAUUCAUCGACAAAUGCACGACCUACCAUAACAAAUACUACACAAGUAUUGGACUCCAAAAAUUCAAAAAUGCCUUUAGUUACAGCCAUUAAUACAAAAGCAACCACAAGUAUAAGUAAACAGUCAUCAGUAAAACCAAAGACUACUAAGGCUAGCAAUUCAUCCGAUAAUUCUGUUAAGACUUUAGUAAGUACGGGUGAGAAGUCUGCUACAGUUGCUGCUCAGCCAUCUACAUCAAACAAACAGAAAGAAAAAUCUACUGAACAUAAAAAUUUGAAAGCUUAACAUUCAUCACGCUUACUAUAUCUUUAUGUAAAGAAACAAAUCUACCGCUCAAUCUAACGUGAUAAUUAUAAGUAUCUUUGUUGUGUUAAAGUUAUAAAAAUCCUAUCUUAAAACUCGUUCUAUAGUCUUUCUAUUAUGGAACGUUAAAAUUUGUGCGAGACCUACAUAGUAUGUGUUGCACUAGGUAGGUAGGUAUAUGUUUAUUAAACACUUUAGGAAACUAAUAAAUUCCUCAUCAGUUGAAAGAAAAUAGUGUAUAAUUUAAAUAGUUGAAUAGUUUGUAAAUAAAAGUAUAAAAGUAAUAAAGAAUCGUAGUUUGCGAUUUAGAUAUUAAAUAAUAUUAUAAUAAAUCUGUAUCAGUUGAAUAUCGAAUGCCAAAUUCUAUAAUUAAAAUGUUUAAGUAAUAAAUAUGCGAAGGGCCUUGGGAUAAGAACAACAAAAAAGAUUUGGUUUAGGGUAUAAACUAUAAAUAUAAAUAUGUAUGAUAUGAUAAUUCUGCUCAUAAAAUGAAAGGAAUUGAAAAUAAAAAAAGACCUUAAUAUUAUAAUUUUAAGGGAAAGUAAAAUUAUGUAUUCAUUUACGAACAUCCAGUCAUUAUGAUUUUAAUAUUUAAAUUCACAAGAUUGGUAUUGUAAUGCAUUCAUAAUUAAAUGUUUCCAAAGUUUCGAUUCGAUGGUAGGUUAGUGGUGCUACGAAAGACAACAAUAUUUUUCAUAGACAAUAUUAUAAUAUUUUCGAGACCAUUUAGAGAUGAUUUCAUUCAUCUCACACAUCGUCAAUUUAUAUCAUUAUUUAAUUAAUAAAAUGUCAAACAUACUGAAUAUUUCUACAUUCUAUUUUACUCAUGAUUGAAGAGAGAAAAUUAAUAAAAACGCAGGGUAGCGACAGAUAAUACGAAUAUUAUUUAUUAAAUAUUAUAAAGUAAUACUUAAAUUGAAAUAUUACAGUAAUUUUAACGAUUAUGAUGGUGAUUGAUGAACAUUGCACUGUCUUUAUACUCAUUAUGCUUCUUCGAAUAAGUAACAUAGGUGUACAACACAGUAUACCUAGUUCCGUGGCAAAUUAUUUACUGCUCUAUUUAAGAUUAUAGACUGAGUUAAUGAAAAAAGAUAUAAAAUUGUACUAGACAAGAAAGACUCUUUGAUCUAAGAUAUUGCGAUGUGUGCAUAUUUUACACGGUAUCGUGCCAAUAUUUACCUAGUAACCAUUGUGUGUGUCCUUGUAUGUACUCGUACAAAAAACAAUAAGUAUAUAAAAAUACUCCUUAAGAUGAUUAGUUAUACAUACUGUACCGUUAUUAUAACUAAGAAAUACAACAAUAACAAUUUUCAUAAAAUGCAUGGAGUUUUAUAAAACUAACAAUAUAUACCUUAAUGUAUUUAUGUACAUACGUCCAACUACAAAAUAACUCCGUCUGAGAUUUGCACAAAAAUGUUAUAAUUUCUGAUUUCUACAUAAGUGUAAGCUGCCAAUUUCGCUCAAAACAUAUGUAUAUUAUAUAAGCAAUUAGAUUUUCUUUGUAUAUUUUUAAUCUCCAAUAAUUAUUAUACACAUAAUAUUUUUUGUAUUUUAGUUUCCGCAGUUAUUCAGGUUGUUUCAGUGAGUAAGAUCAUUGUCAAAACUAUGGUUUUUGCUAUAAUUCAAUUAGGCAUAUUGUUAUUUACGAAUAAUAUAAUUGUUAUUGUGUCAUUUUAUAAAUCGAUCAGUUGGUACUACUUAACCUAUGUUAUUGGCUAUGUAGUUGGGAUUAGGUAUAAUUUCAAAGGUCAUUUUAAUUAAUUGUCGAUAUAAAAUUGUAUAAUUUCGAAAACGUAACAUCGACUAUGCCUAUUUAUCUUUAACUAUAUAGCAUCCCGAAGUAGUUAUCAGUAUUACUUAGUAAUUUGGUGCAUUAUUUUAGGUCGAAAUCUGAAAUACGUCUCAUCUUCAUAUACAGAAUAUGAAUUCAAUAUCAUUUUUAACUCUUUAGAGGAUAUAUUCAAAAUUUGUUUCACAUAUUUUGCUGUAUUUAUUGGUAAACAAAAAUACGUACUUUGUAACUUUAGUAGUAUUUCAGCAAUGAUAAAUUGUCUCAUAACAUAAUAUUGUACCUAGUACACAGAUAAUACGUGAAUGUUUAUCACUCUCUCUUUUAUGUAAUAAUUUAAAACCACAUUUUCCAGUGUUCAGUAGAGUAGUUCAAUGUAUAGAUAUAAAAUGAAUAGGUACAUAAAAUUAUCUGUAUAAUUUGUCUUCUCAAUGCCCGCAAUUUUAAUUUAGUAUGUAAAGGAUAUUCUCAAAUUAGAAAUAUUUAUAAAGAAACCCGAUUGAGGCUUGCCGUACCACUGCCUAUCCUGGAUAUUAUAGUAGCAGCUUGUAUGAUCGAUAUCAUGCAGAUCAAUACAUUCGUGCCUACAAAUAGAUUGUAUGUUUCCUUUGAUACGAUGCCGUGUAAAUAGGUCAUCACAGUAUUUAAUUUUAUUCUUCAUUGCUAAACUGUAUACCGUUCACUGAACACUUUAAUAGCUGAAUCUCUUGUUUUAUAUAAAAAAAAAAAAAAAAAACAUAUGCGAUAGCAUAAAAUUUAUUUACUGGUAUAUGAAUUCCUAGAGAUUUUGAGCAGAAAAUCUAACUUGCGAGGCGGUCGCAAAGACAAUUCCGUUUUUAGUAAUUAGGUAUCUAUGUAAUACCAAUGUAUUUAUUUUUAAAGUAUUACGCAACGUAUAUAACUUAGGUUUAGAUUGUUAAGUAGUAAUUUUUUUUUAUUUUAUGUUACAAAAUAUAGUACAGUUUUAGUUUAGACACUUCUAAUAUCAAAGAUUAAAAAAAAAAUUGAACAAUUAAAAUAUAAAAGUAACCAUUCAGUAGAAGCUUUAUAUACUUAAUAAUAAGAGUUCUUUGCACUAUCAAAUGUUCAGCAAUUUCAAUUAAGUACGUAUUCGAUUUAAAUGAUUGAGUAUGUACAAUUUCAAUAUAGACACCUUAGGGCACUCUCCUAAGCCAUACAGCGUAACCGUCACUGCAUUUUUUUAAUUGAAAAUUACACAUACACCAAUAAUAUUCGGUUUUUAUUUUAGUAAUAUCACCAUAACAAUGCAUAGCCAGCAUUGGACAAUGGAAAGAAAGAGUUGUCCUUAUCUUGCAUUGGUGUAUUAUAUUUUAUUUCCCUAAUUGUCUUUUAUAACAUCUUGAGCUGAAAAUGAACAGCAACACAUGGGUGUUAUUAUCAUUUUCAUCCCCAAUUUGAUGCUAUCACCAUCAGAAUACCAUUACUCUGAUAGUGAUAGCAUCUAUACUAAGCAAGUUUUUAUAACUAUACUAUACGAUAAUCAGAGGUGUCAUAAAAGACACGAGUGUUUUUAUACAAUAUUCUUGAAAGUGAAAAUACUAUGACGGUAGAUUUUCCACGUAGGCCGAAAGGGGAGUGCUUUAUCUAUUGUAUCAAGUCAAGUUAGUAAAUUAGACUUGUCGUUUAGAUAUUUUACUCAAAUUAUAGAUUUAUAGUAAGUAAAUAAGAAUAAUAUGAUAACGAUUGUGUUGUUAUUAUUUUUUUAGACGAAUUUAUUUUGAUAACUAUCAUGUUUUAACCUGUAGUUAUUUAAUGGUUUUAUAAAAGAACUUACACUUUUUAAUAUAUAUUUUUUUUGAAAAAAUAUUGUAACUCCUACCUAUUUAUACCUAGGUACCUAUCCAUAUUAGUUCCCUGUAUGUAACAUAAAUAUGAUUGUAAUGAGUGAAGGUAGUAUUCGUGAGUGCGCUUCUGAUUGUGCGUAGGCGCAUGAGGAACGCGGUUAUAUUAUUAUUAUAGCGUUAGCCUAUCAAAAAUUGUAGGUAAUGCGUAGUGCUGCGUAACGCAACGCGAUGCAGAGUUGAACGUACUUAAGGCAAUAUGGAAAUUGACAUGUAUUUGAUAUAGAUACUAUCUCAGAGACGUAUGUUUCUAUGAGACAAUUAAAACACGCCUAAUUGAAUAGAGAUAUUGUUGUUACAACUUGAUGUAUUUUAGAGAAUUAUUGAUUAAAAAUCGAUGUUACAUAGAUGUUUAUUAUUGUAAAUAUUAGACUUAAUUAAAGCCAAAGGUGUAUGACAUGUUCUAGAGUGUUAUAGAAGGCUGUAUUUUUUGGGUGAUAUUUUAGAAAUGGACGGUAUCAUAUCUUUGAUAAUAUUAUUUAAAAUAACACUGGAAGGAAAUAGGAAGCGAACGGUCAUAGGAAUGGUAAAUGAUGUGAUAAAUGCUAAAGAUUUUAGUUUUAGUGUUGUUGUGCUAUUAAUAAAAUAUGUUCAAAUGUG